This is a messenger RNA of Racocetra persica, 159 nucleotides long. NCBI's taxonomy places the organism in Eukaryota, Fungi, Glomeromycota, Glomeromycetes, Diversisporales, Gigasporaceae. The record is from the annotation of a GenBank genome assembly.
GGAUUGCGAAAAAUAAAACACGUGCUAUAGAACUUUAUAAAAAAGCUGCUAAUGAUGGUAAUAUUUAUGCAAAGUAUCGUUUAGGUUCUAUAUACUAUGAAGGUUUAGCAGGCAUAGAAGACAAAGAAGAAGGAGCACAUUAUUUGAAGCUUGCUGCUU